UCCAAGUCAACUGCCAAAGUUUCUAUCGUCAAGACUACCAAUUUCGUUUGCUACGCGCACCGUCUCUAUGUCUUGUCUGCGAGAUGGCGUGUGGAUGCAGCGAGAGCGCGCAGCAAAAGAUCUCCCCACAAGGCUGCCCCAGACCCCAGGCAAGCUGACGGGCGCAAAGGGAGCCCGAUGCAAACCCGGACCGAAUGGGGGUCGAUCGGUCAACCAUCACCACGAUGACUCGGAUCAGAGACACCGCACCGCUGUCCUCAGAAAACCGCCUGCUCGCUCGUACCAGGAGCCAGACCGCAAAUCAUAAAGCCUCGCCAUUGACAAGUGUGGACUGAUGGUCCGCCAGACUGACCCGGACGUGUAUCAAUCGGCUCCCGUGUCAUGUUCAAUCCGAGGAGCUGGAACGGGAGACGGAGAGCACUUCAAGUGUAGGUAGGUGAUUUCCGAGAUGAAAGAUAGGUAUAAGUAUAACUGAUACCCUUUGCUCUCUCCAUGCCUUUCUUCUCGGUCUCGAACCACACCUACCUUUCAUCCCUGAUCAGAAAGGCGUGGGUUGAUCAUUGGGUAUUGAAUCUGUCUUCUGCCUUUGUGUGUCUUUUCUACACCAACACCAGCCCAAUAUCAAAUAGAGCAAGGCUCACCACAAUCACUCCUAACACUCUGCGCUGCGAGGCCCCACUGGCAUCUCAUGCGACAUUGUGGUCCUGGGCCAUCCUCACACCUGCGUGCAAUACUAUCUCACCAAAUCAACACACAACACGUGGAUCCGUCCUCACUCUAGGAUACUACCACCAUAAUCAUAGUCCGAAACACCACCCCACCAGUCCUCUUAUCAACAGACACAGCCACUCUACCAAUUUCAGUGUCAGCUUCUCUACCAAACCAAAACCAACCAUGACAUCCUCAUCAUCUCCACCCUACCACAACCUCACCCUCUACACGGCCCCAACAUCCAACGGCAUCAAACCCGCCAUUCUUCUCGAAGAACUCGGCCUAAAAUACGACACCCGUGCAAUUGAUAUCCGCCCACCAAAACUCGAGCAGAAACAGCCGUGGUUUUUGGAAUUGAAUCCGAAUGGCAAGAUUCCGGCUUUGACGGAUGGCGACUACAGACCGGAAGCCUCCGCAGAGGGUAACAACAACACCGAUGUCACCGGCAGUAUCGGUUCCAAUGGAAUCCGCAUAUUUGAAUCCGCAGCUAUCAUGAUCUACCUAGUCGACAUGUACGAUCCGGACAAAAAGUUUACGUAUGAGACUGGCACGAAGGAGUAUUAUGAGAUGUUGAGUUGGUUGAUGUUUCAUGUUGGUGGAGUGGCGCCUAUUCAAGCCCAAGCAAAUUUCUUCCGCGCCAUGGCCCCCGUGUAUUCCCGCUUCAGCACACAACACUACAUUGACGAGACGCGGCGCUGUUAUGCAGUCCUCGAGUCGAGACUCUCACAUGCCGACUGGCUCGCCGGAAACAAAUACACGAUUGCAGAUAUGGCGACUUGGCCGUGGGUCAGGGCGGCGAAAGUGUUUCUGGACAUUGAUGUCGUGGCGGAAUUUCCGGGACUAGAGAGGUGGAAGCAGAGGAUUGAGGGGAGACCUGCGAUCGAGAGGGCAAGAGGGAAUCCUGCUUGUGGUGUGGCGUUGGAUGAUGGGAAGUUGGAGGGCAUUGUUGGGAAUAUGAAGAAGAGAGUUGAUGCUUUGGAGGGGACGGAUAAGGAUUUGGAGGGGGCCGGGAAGGAGUGGACUUGAAGAUCGGAAUCGAUAUAGCUGGUACCCGACAAGUAGUAGUGGCGGUUUCACAAUGGAUUUCAUGAUCACAAACAAGUUGGGCAUCAAAUAUCCUACCUAUAGUAUGAACAUUUUACCAUUUUCCG
This is a messenger RNA of Exophiala dermatitidis NIH/UT8656, 1862 nucleotides long. Its product is annotated as glutathione S-transferase. Bases 493 to 1737 code for a protein of 414 amino acids. The record is from RefSeq and is a predicted model, not a curated record. The transcript is spliced from 2 exons. NCBI's taxonomy places the organism in Eukaryota, Fungi, Ascomycota, Eurotiomycetes, Chaetothyriales, Herpotrichiellaceae.